AUGAAGGUUUUAGUCGCUAUUUGUGUUCUGACGCUGGUCGCGUUAUCGUUUGCUAAACCUGAAGGGUAUUCGCGCGGUUGCAUCUAUAUAUUGGGCAGAUGUUACCGUGAGUGCGAAGAAGGGACUCACGCGUUUGCAACGAGUUGCGGGCCUAAGACUCCCGAAGCGACUUGUGACGAACCGAAUCCUAAACAAGAGAAAGAGAAAGAACAAUAA
Molecule: messenger RNA, 216 nt
Organism: Arctia plantaginis
Lineage: Eukaryota; Metazoa; Arthropoda; Insecta; Lepidoptera; Erebidae
Source: the annotation of a GenBank genome assembly